Molecule: messenger RNA, 849 nt
Organism: Macrobrachium nipponense
Lineage: Eukaryota; Metazoa; Arthropoda; Malacostraca; Decapoda; Palaemonidae
Product: elongation factor 1-beta'-like
Exons: 4
Coding region: 94-750 (218 amino acids)
Biological process (GO): translational elongation
Cellular component (GO): cytosol; eukaryotic translation elongation factor 1 complex
Molecular function (GO): guanyl-nucleotide exchange factor activity; translation elongation factor activity
Source: RefSeq, a predicted model, not a curated record
GGGUGUUGAAUCGGUCUCUGACCGUCCAACUGUUGCCGAUUGCUGGCUCGGCCGUAGAUAGGGCACUAUUUUUGGACCUAAAAUAUACCAAAAAUGACUCAGUUUGGAAAUCUGAAGUCCGACAGUGGUCUUAAAGCCCUUAAUGACUACCUAGGCGACCGCAGCUACAUUGAAGGCUAUGCUCCUACCCAAGCUGAUGUUUCCGUAUUUGAAGGUAUUGGGAAAGCCCCAUCUGCAAGCUUCCCACAUGCCCUUCGUUGGUACAAUCAAAUAAGUUCUUUUGGAGCUGAAAAGUCCAAGUUCCCAGGAGAAAAGAAAGCCUUGUCCAACAGUGCUCCCGCUGCUGACGAGGACGAGGAUGAAGAUGAAGAUGUCGAUCUCUUUGGUUCCGAUGAUGAAGAGGAAGAUGCAGAGGCAGCUCGUAUUAGGGAAGAGCGCCUUGCAGCUUACGCUGCAAAGAAAAGUGCCAAACCUGGUCCAAUCGCCAAGUCACAGAUUAUGUUGGAUGUUAAGCCUUGGGACGACGAGACAGACAUGAAAGUUAUGGAAGACCAAGUUCGUACUGUUACCAUGGAUGGUCUUGUUUGGGGAGCAAGUAAGCUUCAACCCCUGGCUUUCGGCAUCAAUAAGCUGAGCAUUCUUUGUACAGUAGAGGAUGCUAAGGUAUCAGUGGAUGACCUUACAGAAAAAAUAGAAGCUUUUGAAGACUACGUUCAGUCGGUAGAUGUAGCGGCAUUCAACAAAGUCUAAGUUUUUCAUAGUAGGGGCUUCCACUUGUUAACCUUGUUAACACUUGCGUAAAAAAAAAAAUAUCGAAAAAAAUAUUUUUAUUAAAGUGUCCUAUCUUAA